This is a messenger RNA of Homarus americanus (American lobster), 2612 nucleotides long. Its product is annotated as discoidin domain-containing receptor A-like. The coding region runs from base 2193 to 2612 and encodes 139 amino acids. The transcript has 4 exons. Lineage: Eukaryota; Metazoa; Arthropoda; Malacostraca; Decapoda; Nephropidae. The record is from RefSeq and is a predicted model, not a curated record.
GGUAGGAUGUGUGACCGUCUCUCGAGUGUUUGUUUACAUAAAUCCUGAACGUGUUAGUGACGAUUCCUUGGGUCAGUUUGGAGUGUGGUCGCGUGAGAUACUGGUGGCUGGUGUACAUAAAACAUAACAGGAAGACCUAUUGUUGUGUGUGUGUGUGUUGCAGUGUUAGUGUUCAAGACAGUGUUGUGGCGAUAGUUAAGGCGGCUGGCUAUCAGGAGCGUGUGAUAACUGAUAAGAGGAUCCACUUGUCUCGUCGAUGUCCUGAAGGAAAAACAAGAAUAUCCUAAAUCCUCAACUGAUCCUACGAGACAACGCUGCUAGCCUGGCGAAGGAUCGUCUGGUGUUAAUAAUGUGGAUAGUCAGAAAACUGUUGAAUAGCUAUACUGUGUUUAGAGUUGGCCAGUGUUGUCAUCAGUGAAGACAGUACCACCAACGACGCCUUAAGAACACAGAAAAAAACAUUAAGAAAAAAACCUUAAGUCUUUCUUAAUGUUCAAAGAGUUAUUGUCUAGAACUAAGACUUAAGACUUGGUGAACAGUACACACAAACACAGACACACACGAUACGGUAAUAAGUGUGUCAGCGAACGACACAGAAUCUGAACAUUUAUCAAUAACGUUGUGAAAGUUACAUCUAAAAUGGCUUAUAUAACGAAUAAAGAAACAUAAUAUCUUACCUGGGAUAUGGAAGGACUCAUAACCCACCUAAACUUGUAUCAGAAUAUAGUGAAGAUUACAUAGACGAAUGAUCUACACGUUGGCUGAUGAGGAUAUCGAAUUGUUUUGUGGGAAUAAGAUGAGCGAGUCCCGUGUGACGUAAUAUCAGAAAAAGUAGUGAAUAUUGUUGAUUAUAUGAAGUUAUGUGAUGCCUUAUCUUACGCUCCCGUGGUUAAUGAUAAGACUGAGUUACCUUAAUGAUGGUGUGGAGGAGGAAGAGGUUUAUCAGUGAUCUUGGUGAUGUGUUCUUGCUUGCUCAGGACCUCAUAGUGAUCUUAACUCGAGAGAUACAUUGUUCAACAUAUUCUCGUCUGCCUUAUUACCCACUGUGUACUGCUAGAAGAUGACUCGACUGGUGAAAAACACUUCGUAGUCGAUUGAUUACUGUAGUUAAAACAUUGUGUGCUGUCUCUUUGUAUCUCUCUAUCUCUAGAUAUCUGCGUCUCUCUCUUUCUCUGUACAUCUCUCAGUCUCUGUCUGUGCAUCUUUCUCUCUUCAUCUCCCUCUCUCUCUCUCUCUCUCUCUCUUCAACAUACUCGUGUCUCUCAACCACCAGGUGAUACAGUCACGAGCAGGAUCAAACGAAGUAGCUCCUGUUGUAAAAAAAAACUGCCUACAACGUCGUAAUACACAAACUAGUGCUCGGCGGCGUAAUACACAUAAACUAGUGCUCGGCGGCGUAAUAUACAAACUAGUGCCCGGCGGCGUAAUACACAUAAACUAGUGCUCGGCGGCGUAAUACACAAACUAGUGCUCGGCGGCGUAAUACACAUAAACUAGUGCUCGGCGGCGUAAUAUACAAACUAGUGCCCGGCGGCGUAAUACACAUAAACUAGUGCUGGAGGCAAGAACACGAGAAAUAAACGGUCCAUCAACACCAAAAUGCCUUUAAGAAAUACAGGUACGGAGCUUUACAGGUGAGGAGUGAAGAUCUCUUAAAGGAUAUUUACGAAGAAUGAAACUCACUAUUCGUCUAAUUUUAAUCAGAUACUCCAAGGAAUUAAGUGACUAACAGAUGGAUAAUCCCUCCUCGUAGUUAAAGGCCGGGGUGAAGCAUACGUCUAUACGCAUUACUCUGAUUAUGCAAAUUAAAUGCAGAUGAGAGUCAAUGGUCGACAGCUGUUGCAGUUACCAUAGGGGGCACGGACGUAAAAAAAAUAUAUUAAACACAUUCCCACGUACAGGUUGGUUGAUGACACUGAGAGGUGAUGGAGGGAGUACUGAUAGAAACUGUCCUGGAGAAUUUGUGUUACGUCUAAGAUCUCCAUGAAGAUCAUCAUUAAAACUAAACUACUUUGGAAUGACCUAAAAGAAAAAAAAGUCGGGUAGUAGGAUUGAAGCGCCUCUGGGAAUGGUGAUCCAGUGAAGUGCUUAGAUGAACGUUUUCAGACUGACGUUCACUUAGAACCCUCCAGGAGUGAACGUUCUCAGAAGACUUAGAUAAAACUACCAUCUCAAGGUGGCGGCCCGUCACCAUGGAGCUUCAACUGCUACUGUUACUGCUCUGCUGCCUCGCCUUCACCCCCACCUGCUGCCUCCAUCUUGGUCAGUGUGACGCCGCCCUGGGGAUGCAGUCUGGUGCCAUCCCUGACGAACACAUCUCCGCCUCCUCCUACUUCGACGCCGCCGUCAACGCCAUCUAUGGAAGGGCUCACGUGGAGGCGAGAGGAGGUGCCUGGUGCCCCCGGAACAUCAUCUACAAGGAGGGGACGGAGUACCUGGAGGUUUACCUGGAGGAGGAACACGUGGUGACCAAGCUGGAGGUACAGGGCAGGUUUGGCAAUGGUCAGGGAAGAGUUUGCCGAGAGGUACAAGUUGAGUACUGGAGGCCGGGACACGACCACUGGCUGACGUAUACUGACGGCCGCCAGCAACGAGGUGGUCAGGAGUGUUGA